AUUGUACGUGGUUAUAUUCCCUUAUGAAACGAACUCUUUAAAUAUAAAGUUAGCUUUGCUAUAACAACGUGUAUGGCGGUUUCUUGACAAAUUGAAAUCAGUUUAAGACGAGUAGAAAACGUGUGUUUUAUAUUAAAUUUGAAUUUGGUUGACACAAAAGAUUCAAGAUGAAUAUUGACGGAGGAGGUUUUGGUGAUCUGCUACAGCAGGCUGAACAAAUGACUGCUGAGCUUGAUAUUGGGAUGGACCUUCCCAGAGUAGAACGUAAUCCACGCCAGAUUCUUAAAGAAUGUCAAACCCUCCUCUCACAAGUAGCUCCUGUAAACAAGGAAACAAUGAAAGUAAAAGCUUCUCUUGUACUUGGGAGCCAAGGAUAUGAUGUCUCAAAGGUGUCUCAACGUCUUGAUACUCUGACUGCUAAGAAGGCAUUUGAACCCCUUGAACCUGUACGAGACACUGAUAUUGAGGGAUUCCUUAAGAAUGAACGGGAGAAUGCUUUACUUACCGUUAUCGAGAACGCUCGAAAAAAUACUUUAGAGACCUGUGAACAAAGACUGUGGGGAUCAAUGGAAGAAGAGUGGGAACGAGAAAAGCAGAAAAUGUUGAAUGCUUUGUUAGGAACAGGACACCAAAUGUUGGAUUAUUCUCAGGAAACUGAGCAAAGUCUUUUAUCGGAUGCCAUUAGCAUGCAAGGACGUAGUGCUUUGAACAAUGUAGAAAUGGCUUAUGCUAGUCAGGUUUAUAUAUAUAACAAAAAAGUCCUUGAAGGUGGCAUUCGUCUGAGUUUGCAGGAUUUAUUCAUGGAAGCUGCUAAUUCCUUAGGAGAUAAGCUGGUAAUCGAUAAAUUGUGGUCUAUGGUUGAAUUCAUGGUAAAUGUUCCAAUGGUAACAUCUAGUGCUGGUCCACCACGACAGGAUAAGAAACUGCUCCAAGCAUUUGUAGGCCAAGCUAGAAAAUACCUUGAACACAUGUAUGUAAAAUAUGUCACAACUAUGGUGUACGAGAAUUUAUACAAGGCUAAGCGUGGAGGCAAACCUGGUACCUACAGUUUGAUAAGGAGUUUCUUGAAUGUUAAAUACCCUACACCAAUGCGAGGAGAAGAUGGAUUGUUAGAUGGUCAUCCAGUCUGGGCUGUGAUUUACUAUUGUCUCCGUUGCGGUGACUUAGAUGCAGUUCAGGAAGUUGUUAACAAAAGUAGUCAGCAGUUAAAAGAUUUCCCAGAAAUUAUUACAGAAUAUAUGAAGAAUGACAGAAGCCUUGGGCCAAGCACACAGACCAAAGUUCGUCAUUAUUACCGCAGAACCAUCAAAAAUAGCUCUGACCCUUACAAAAGAGCUGUGUACAGUGUUAUCAGCCAGUCAGAUCCAUUAGAAGCACAUGCAGAGAUUGCAGAUAAAACAGAAGAUUACCUAUGGUUGAAGCUUUGCCAGAUCCAGUUUGAAGUGGAUCCAUCUGGCCAAGAUCAAUACACACUCCAGAAACUACAGUCUUUAUUGUAUGAAGAAUAUGGUGAAAGCCACUUUAACGCCUACCAACAACCAUACCUCUAUUUCCAAGUAUUGUUCCUUACGUGUCAGUUUGAAGCUGCUCUUGAGUUCCUCUCUCGUAUCGAUGCUCUACGUUGUCAUGCUGUCCAUGUUGCUUUAGUAUUGUUUGAACUGAAACUGUUACUGCUUCCAUCCUCAACACAAGUCGCUCUCUUAACUCAAGAUCCUGCAGAUCCAUCACCACAACGCCGACUGAACUUUGCUCGUCUCGUCAUGAUGUACACACGAAAGUUUGAAGCCACAGAUCCACGAGAAGCUCUCCAAUAUUUCUUUUUCUUGCGGAAUAUAAAGUCUUCCACUGAAGGAAACCUUUUCAUGUCUUGUGUGACAGAACUUAUUUUUGAAACUAAAGAGUUUGAAAUGAUGCUGGGUAAACUCAAUCAAGAUGGUAUUCGUCUGCCUGGAGCAAUCGACAAAUUUCAAGCUGACAGUGAAGACAUCAUAAAAUUAGUGGCAAAAAGUACCCAGGAUAAAGGUUUCUUUGAAGAAGCUGUUAAAUUAUAUGACUUAGCACAUUCACAUGAUCAAGUGAUGAUUUUAUUAAACAAACUGCUGAGUGAUGUUGUUUCCCAACCUAAUUUACCACAGUCCAACCGAGAAAGACUCCGAGCUUUGGCAUUAGACAUUGCCCAACGAUACCAGUCACUUGGACAUAAUGCAACAAGGGAUAAUACCAAUACUUUCUUCCUCAUGUUAGACUUGAUGACCUUUUUUGACCAAUAUCACAGUGGUAACCUCUCUGGUGCCUUGGAGGUGAUUGGAAAAUUGAAAGUUGUUCCGUUAGAAGUUGAUUGUGUAAAAGACAGCAUCACCAAUUUCAAUUAUUUCUCAGAUGAGAUUCGCAAAUGUUUACCAGAUAUCCUAUUAGCCACAAUGCAAAUCCUUAAUGCCAUUUACCGACAAACAAGAAAGUCUUUUCCUCAAAGUCCAGGACCAAUCAAAGCUAUGGGAAGUGGUCAGGAAGCUAGUUUAAAUCAGUUGAGAAGUAAAGCAAAAGCUCUGAUUAUGUUUGUUGGAAUGUUACCAUAUCGACUGCCGGGAGAUACAAAUGCUCGCUUGGUUCAGUUAGAAGUGCAGAUGAACUAAAGUGAAACGCCCAGAUUUGUUGAUCUUGGAGGAAUGUAAUCUGGAAAGACUUCUAAAUUCUUUCCACACAUUUGUAUUUGUAAAGAGGAGGGAAACUGUAUGAAAAAAUUUUUUACGUAUUAAAACAACCAAUUAAAAGUAAUAAAUCAUAUAUAAUACAAUAUAUAUAUGUCUUUGUAA
Octopus sinensis (East Asian common octopus) is the source of this 2813-nucleotide messenger RNA. Its product is annotated as nuclear pore complex protein Nup93. Gene Ontology annotation, cellular component: nuclear pore. The record is from RefSeq and is a predicted model, not a curated record. Gene Ontology annotation, molecular function: structural constituent of nuclear pore. Gene Ontology annotation, biological process: poly(A)+ mRNA export from nucleus; protein import into nucleus. The transcript has 24 exons. Lineage: Eukaryota; Metazoa; Mollusca; Cephalopoda; Octopoda; Octopodidae. Bases 168 to 2633 code for a protein of 821 amino acids.